UAUUAUUAUUAUUAUUCAUAUUCUCUUCUUCUCUCUUUCACUUCAACUCCUCAUUAAUAUCAAUCUCUCUUACUAUACUCUCAUUACAACAAAAAUCCCCUCUUCUCUUUUCUUCUCUUUCUCUCCGAUGAGGAAGCUUUGCCCAAAUUUCGACCGCGAAUACGGUCUCGACACCGUCCUCGAGGUUCCCAUUCCCGAGGAGAUGUUUUCUUCCACCACCACCAAAACCCACACCAUCUCAUGGCAGGCCAUGAAAUCUUGGGUAAAAUCAAAUCAUCAUCAUGACAAAUCAUCACAUGUUGGUUCGAUCUCCUCGUUGUUCGGAGGUCGCAACGCCGAGAUCCAGCUAUUACUCGGCGUUGUGGGAGCUCCUUUAAUUCCACUCCCCAUCACAUUUGAUCAACAACCCAUCACUCGCAACAUCAAAGACAACCCAAUUGAAGCGUCAAUGGCCAAGUAUAUAGUGCAACAAUAUAUAGCGGCAGUGGGAGGAGAACAUGCGUUGAAUUCAAUUGAUAGUAUGUAUGCGAUGGGGAAAGUGAAGAUGGCGGCGUCGGAGUUUUGUUCCGGCGAAGGGUGUUUGAAUGGGAAAGCGGUGAAGGGUGGGAAGAAUAACGGGAAAGGCGGUGGCGGUGGCGGCGGAGAGAUGGGUGGCUUUGUGGUUUGGCAGAAACGGCCGGAGUUAUGGUGCUUGGAAUUGAUGCUGUCGGGAUGUAAAAUUAGCGCCGGCAGCGAUGGGAAAGUGGCUUGGAGACAAACUCCAUGGCAUCAUUCACAUGCUUCUCGUGGCCCUCCUCGCCCCUUACGAAGAUUCUUGCAGGGACUAGAUCCAAAAUCGACGGCGACUCUGUUCUCAAACUCAACCUGCAUCGGCGAGAAAACGAUCAACGACGAAGAUUGCUUCAUUCUAAAACUGGAAGCCGAAUCUUCAGUCUUAAGAGCAAGAAGCAGUAGCAGCGUCGAAAUAAUCCGCCACACAGUUUGGGGAUAUUUCAGCCAAAGAACCGGUCUCCUCGUCCAGCUUGAAGAUUCACAUCUUCUCCGAAUCAAACCCGCCGGAUCUCGAAACGACAAUAUCUUCUGGGAAACGACAAUGGAAACUCUAAUUCAAGAUUACAGAACGAUCGACGGCGUCAACAUUGCACACGCCGGUAAAACAACGGUUUCGCUUUUCCGGUUUGGGGAAACGGCGGAGGGGCAUUCAAAAACGAAGAUGGAAGAGAAUUGGGAGAUUGAAGAAGUUGAUUUCAAUAUAAAGGGUUUGUCGAUGGAUUUCUUUUUGCCUCCGAGUGAUUUGAAGAAGGAGGAAGAAGGAGUUGGUAUGAUUACGAGUAACGGGAAGUUUCCGGUGACGAUGCGGUGUUCGGCGGGGUCGAGGAUGUUUUCGUCGAGAGUGGUGGCGAUUGAUCAGAGUGAUGAAGAUGAAUCGGAGGAGAGUAAUCAGAGUGAUGAAGAUGAAGAUUUCUGAAGAAUUGUAUUAAAGAAAUAUUAAACUCAAAUUUUUGGAAAUUUGUACAUAAACCAUGGUUAAUAUAUAUAAAUAUGGGACAUGGACUUUUUACUAA
Molecule: messenger RNA, 1565 nt
Organism: Benincasa hispida (wax gourd)
Lineage: Eukaryota; Viridiplantae; Streptophyta; Magnoliopsida; Cucurbitales; Cucurbitaceae
Product: replication factor C subunit, putative (DUF620)
Source: RefSeq, a predicted model, not a curated record